AUGGACGUGGACUGCCUGAGCUGUGUUAAAGAAGCCGGAGUGGAUCUGAUGACGAUGACGACGGAGAUGGAGAACCUGACCUCCUCUUUGCUCGUCGGCGCAACAUCUUCCUUACCUUUCGGUGGUCCCCAGGAGCCGGCGGAGACCGGAGGCAACGGGCAGCCCCCGGUGGAUGCCAUGAAAGAGAUGAUAUUUCUCGUCGCGGCGAUGCAGCCCAUUCACGUAAACAGGGAGCUGCUGAAUCCGCCAAAGCGGCGGAAUGUGAGGGUCUCGAAGGACCCCCAGAGCGUGGCGGCCAGGCACCGGAGGGAGAGGAUAAGCAGGAGGAUAAGGAUGCUGCAGCAGCUCGUCCCCGGGGGGCCCAAGAUGGACACGGCGUCGAUGCUUGACGAGGCCAUCCACUACGUGAAGUUCCUCAAGCGCCAGGUGCAGUUCCUGGAGCGGGCAGCCAGCUCCGCCGUAAACGGGCUAUCCACUACCGGUGCUGCCACCACCACCACCACCACCACCACCGGUUUCUCUGCAGUUGGCACAGGAUUCAUGGAUGGAAGCUACUUGUGGUUCGAGAAAGGGUACGAUGGUGGGCUGGGGAGUUCAUCACGAACAACAAUGUCUCAGAUGCAUGUCGAGCGGAAAUGA
Musa acuminata subsp. malaccensis (wild Malaysian banana) is the source of this 639-nucleotide messenger RNA. The record is from RefSeq and is a predicted model, not a curated record. Lineage: Eukaryota; Viridiplantae; Streptophyta; Magnoliopsida; Zingiberales; Musaceae.